UUACCAGAAUCAUGUUUCCCAAUUACAUCUCAAUCUGAUAACAAUUUAGGAUGUGCACGUAUUGAAUUGAUUGGACGUAUAAUUUCUUGUUUACCGUAUAAUUUAUCAAUGUCAUCAUCAUCAUCAUCUACAUCUACAUCAUCUACGUCAACACCAUCGACGAUCAUCGGUACAGCAUCAUCAACCACAACAGCAACAACAACUACAAUGACACAUGAUAAUGUAUUCUAUGGUUUACCAAGCCAAUUACGUGCUAAAUUAUCAACUGUUGCUUGGUUACCAGGUAUUCUUCGACAUAAAACUGAUUGUUUGUCUAAUAUGACCGAUUCAUAUCAAUUUGUGAUUGCAUCCAAGUUAUUAGUUGUUCCGACGUUAUUAUCUUCAACAUCAUCAGUUGUAAGUGAGGAACAGCAUAACAGCUCUUCAGAUAAGAUAAAUUCUGUAAAUAAUUGUACUACACCAUCUUCAUCUCCGUCAUCUCCAUCAUCCAAUCAAAGCGAUCAAAUCUUAUUACAACUGCUAAUUGAUUAUUUACAAAUCUAUGAACCACAUCCAGCAUUGUUUAUGUCAUCAGCGUCGGCGUCGGCAUCACCGUCGGCCUCGUCAACACAUCACCAAGGUUUGCCGAUUGAGUCGAUGGUGGCUAUGGAGGAUGAUAGUAAUAAUACUAAUAAUACAAGUGAUGCUGAUCAUAAUAGCAUUAUAGAUACGUAUCAAUCUAUUCAGCAUAAUUAUUUAUUAAAUCAAAUGAAGAUGGAUGCAUUGUAUUGGUUAGGUGCACAAACUAUUUCAAUUGAAUCUUUGAUUAAUUUAGCAACAAAUUUGAAACCUGAGGAUAUCAAUCGACCUGGUUUACUUUCUGUAUUAAUGUCUAGUUUUGAUGCUUGUCUAACUGCAUACAAUACAUCAUCGCCAUCAUCGAACAGUAAUUGGUCAUCUCAGUCAACAUCAUCAUCAUCAUCAUUGAAACCAUCAUUGACGGUAUAUAGACGUCGUCUUUUAACUGCUUUACAACAUUUACCAAUUUUUCCAUUAACCAAUGGACAAUGUAUACGUUUAAAUGAGAAACAAACACAUUGUUGGUGUAAUGAUAUUCCGCCGAUGGUUUUAUUACCG
Molecule: messenger RNA, 1116 nt
Organism: Schistosoma turkestanicum
Lineage: Eukaryota; Metazoa; Platyhelminthes; Trematoda; Strigeidida; Schistosomatidae
Source: the annotation of a GenBank genome assembly